AUGACGUAUGGUAUCGAUCUUAGCAUUGGUGAUGAUAGAGAGGAGAGAGCAAUUGUGUUGUACCAGUAUAUGACUCAAAGAAUGCAUAGGCUCUUCCAACCGGUGCCUCAAGAAGUAUUGACGCGACAAAUGGUGGACAGGCAGCGAGAGGAUGGAGAUGCAAGGAUGAUGCAUGACUACUUUGGACCUAACUGUACUUGGGGCCCUAAGAAGUUCCACCAACGUUUGGGUAUGUAUCGACCUAUUUUCUUACGUAUUCUAAGUGAAAUAGUUGUUGCGGAUCCUGCUUUUGAUUUCCAAGUUGAUUUCACCGGAAAACUUGGCCACUCUCCCCACAUGAAGAUGUAUGCCGUAAUGAAAUGUUUGUGUAAAGGCAUAGCCGCUGAUAGCACAGAUGAUUAUGUCCGUAUGGGAGCGUCGACCGUCUAUAUGUAUGUCAAGAGGUUUACUAGGGUAAUUGUUCGGCACUUUAGUCCAAGGUAUAUGCGACUUCCUACAAGAGAAGACACGGAAAGAUUAUUGGCAGAAAAUGCAGCUAGAGGGUUUCCUGGAAUGCUUGGAAGUGUUGAUUGUAUGCAUUUUCAGUGGAAGAAUUGUCCAACAACAUGGGAAGGUACGUUCCGUGGACAUGAGAAAAAACCUACCAUCAUCUUAGAAGCUGUGGCAUCAUAUGAUCGGUGGUUUUGGCAUGGUUUCUUUGGAACGCCAGGGUCGAACAACGACUUGAACGUCUUGGCUCAAUCUCCACUUUUUGAUAUGAUGGUUAAUGGUUUAGCAACUCUUUUUAAUUACCGCAUCAAUGGACACAGCUACGACAAGGGUUACUACUUGGCGGAUAGUAUAUAUCCACGAUUGUCUUGUAUUGUGCAGUCAUUCAAAAUUCUUCUUCCAAAUCAGCCAGCCAAUACGUUGUUCAAUAAAUACCAACAAGCGAAGAGAACGGAUGUUGAAAGGGCUUUUGGAAAUCUCCAAAACAAGUUCCAAAUAACAAAAAAUCCAGCAAUAUAUUGGGAUAAGGAGGAUAUAAACUUUAUUAUCAAGGCUUGUUUGAUUUUGCAUAACAUGGUCAUUGAGAAUGAAAAACGUAACUUAUAUUGGGGUCAAGUCGUGAACGAACCAAUACGACAGGUUAUUGGAAUACCGAGGUCAUACCACGAGUUAAGGAAUGAUGAGGCAUAUCUCCAACUCCGCAAUGAUCUUGUUCAACAUAUUUGGAUACGACAUGGAUUAGGUCUCAGAGACGGUGAAAUGCCACCAGAAUCUCCCCCUCCGCCACCAGAUGAUCUUGACGGUUCAGAUGGUGAAUUCGAUCCUACCGAUGUUUACCCACCAGAAGAAAAGCUUUAG
This is a messenger RNA of Papaver somniferum (opium poppy), 1347 nucleotides long. RefSeq names its product putative nuclease HARBI1. The record is from RefSeq and is a predicted model, not a curated record. Lineage: Eukaryota; Viridiplantae; Streptophyta; Magnoliopsida; Ranunculales; Papaveraceae. The transcript has a single exon. The coding region runs from base 1 to 1347 and encodes 448 amino acids.